AUGCGAACUCGCCGCCGUGGAGGCGUCAAGGAUGACGUCGGGGAACGCGUGAUUGAGAUCAACGACUCACCCAACGUGGACAUUCUGCAACGACUGCCACGACGACGCCAGCAGACGGUGCGCUACAUCGAGUCCCUCGAUGCCUACAGCCAUGCACCUGCAGAGGAGGAAGAUCCGAAUUCAUCACACGAUGAAACGGCAUCACCCUUGUACCAACGUCAUUCAAGCGCGAGACGCACUUCGAGUCCUCCCUCCGCGGAUGAGGACGAAGACGAUCAAGUCGACGGCGAAGUUGACGACCAAGGAUCGUCGGACAACGACCCCGACACCGCCGAAGACGAAUCGGAAGCCCCGAGUCCCGACGUAAAGCUGGAACGUCCAGAAUCCGCCCGUCAAGGGCAUGCAUCGUCCCGCCGGAACGUGCGCUCUGCUGCCGAGCCCACGCAAGACGAGAUCCGACAUUCGACGACCCGCCGACGAUUGCGAUCGUCCAUCGAGCCCGAGGAAGUUCUAGACACGAGCGCCACGGUUGAGUCUGGGGAUGCCACUGCGCGCAGACAAUCGACGCGCCACCGACGAUCUGGAGUCGGCGACGACAGUCCCGACCCACCACUGGGCAGCCCUUCCGCGGCUUUGGUGGGCCGAGGCCAUGCAGAGGACGCCACUGCAUUCUCGUCGCGCUAUCCAUCUCGCCGCCGGGUGCAGUCAUCCGAUGCCGACGAUGCGUCCGUCUCCGCGUUGGAAACAUUGCCACCCCCGAAUUCCCUUCGUCAUGCGACUCGGUACACACUGCGCGACCGCAGCCGCCAUGGCCCACAGCGACGGUCGUUUGACGAUCCACCAAAAUCCAAUCAGCCGUCAUCGUUUGAAUCCCGCGCGGCGGCUCAAGUGAUGGAUCGCGCUACGCGGUAUGCCCUUCGGACUGGGCAGCGCGACAUGCCGACGACGACCACGUCGCCGAAACAGAAUGACAAGAAUGGCUUUCACCGAUCGACCAAGAGCUACUCCCUUCGCGAUCGUUCGACCCUUCGCCGCCACGUAGCAUCCAACACGAACCUCUUUGACGACUUUGGCGACGUCGCGCCGCCUCCGAAACGGGUUAAACAUCAUGAUCGAGCGCCGUCGAAACAGACGUACGCGUUGUCGAGCUCGUCAUCGUCAUCGUCGGCAUCGUCUUCCGACGGCGAAAUGCAACAGAUCAAGCGAACCAGCAAAAAACACUCGCGAAGGUCGGCCAAAAAGGCGCGGCACGAGUACUCGGACAAGAAGAAUGCCAAGAAGGGGGCGCCCCCCGCCGACAUUUCCCCCCUGGACAUUGAUCCAUCCAUCACAUGGGACUCGAUCGGCGGACUCAAGUCGCACAUCCACGCGCUCCAGGAAAUGGUCCUGCUGCCGCUGCUGUACCCCGAAUUCUACGCCAAGUUUGCACUCACGCCGCCCUCGGGCGUGCUGUUUUACGGUCCCCCUGGCACCGGCAAGACGCUCGUCGCUCGGGCUCUCGCCAACUCGACCGGCAACCAGCGCAUCACGUUUUACAUGCGCAAGGGCGCCGACUGUUUGAGCAAAUGGGUCGGCGAAGCCGAGCGCCAGCUCCGCGUGCUGUUCGAACAGGCCAAAAAGACCGAGCCCAGCAUCAUCUUUUUUGACGAAAUCGACGGCCUCGCGCCGGUCCGCAGCGCCAAGCAGGAUCAAAUCCACGCGUCCAUUGUGUCGACGUUGCUGGCGCUCAUGGACGGGCUGGAUUCACGAGGCCGAGUGAUUGUGAUUGGAGCGACGAAUCGUAUCGACGCCAUCGACCCCGCGCUUCGGCGACCAGGCCGAUUCGACCGCGAGUUGGCGUUUAGCCUUCCAAAUGCCAAAGACCGCGCGGCGAUGCUGGGGAUUCACACCAAGAAGUGGCAGCCGCCGCUGUCGACGUCGUUCAAGGACCAACUGGCCAAGGACCUGGUCGGGUACUGCGGCGCCGACAUCAAAGCGCUGUGUGCCGAGACCGCCCUUGUCGCGUUCAAGCGGGCCUUCCCCCAAGUGUACGACACGCCUGCCAAGCUGGACGUGGAUCUUAGCCAACUGCAUGUGCUACGCGGGGACUUCCAUGCCGCCCAAGCCAAGAUCGUGCCGGCGGCCGCGCGGUCCCAGUCGGCAGUCGCCACGCCGCUGCCGCCGCUGCUUGCGCCUUUGUUGGAGGAACCGCUGUCGCAACUGGUCCAGCUCGUCCAAUCGUCGUUCCCGACUGGGUUAUUUGCGCCACCGCCGACACUAGCGUCGACGUCGGCGCCAAUCCACGAUCUAUCCAGUGCCACUUGUUCGCAUUGCUUGACUUCGUUGUCCACGAACGCCAUCCAGUCAUGUGUUUCAUGCCAUGCUUCGUUCCACACGUCGUGUCUAUUGUCGGCUUCUCUCUGUGCAUCCUGUGUGCCAGCAUACACGUACAUCCCGCCGUCGCUGGUGCGGUGUCUGGUAUUUGGUUCGUCGGGGGCGAUGGGGCAGUCGGUUGUGUCGUCGGCGCUGCUGAGUCACAUGGACGGGUUUCCAGUCAUCGAGAUGGAUCGGUUCAGUCCGCCGUCGCAGUGGAUGGCCAAGUGGACCGAAGCGCUGGCUCGGGUACCAUGCGUCGUCUACUGUCCGCACGUGGACCAGUCGUGGGCCGACCAUCCGACCGAGAUUCCAGCGAUGCUGCACCACUGGCUGCAGUCGUCGGCGCAGCAUCUCCCGAUCGUACUGGUCGCGACGGCAUCCACGACGCACUUGCCGCCGGAUUUGCUGGCGUUGUUCCCCCAUCAAUUUCAAGUGACGCCGCCACCUGAAUCGGCGCGGCGGGCGUUUUGGAGUGUCUUGCGCACGUGGGCGUCGAGUCCGCCGCCGGUACCGCCGCCCCCGCCCGCGCCGCUGCGGGUACUCGCGCCUCCCCUGGCCACCGACAAGCCAACGCCCGUGGUGACCUUGAACGACCAGGAGCAGCACCACCUGCGUGAACUGCGCAUCUUUCUCGAAGCGGUCGUGUCGUACUGCAUUCGGCAAAAGGCCAACGCCCCGUUUGUGGUGAUUGAAACCGUGCUGGAUCACGGCGACGACGACGACAACCAUGAGCAUGUGACGAUUCACAGACACAUGGAUUUAAACACUAUUCGCGACAAACUGCACGACGGCGAGUACACGACGUGGGAGAAAUUCAUGGCGGACGUCCACGAAAUCGUCCAAGAUGCGUAUGCAGCGUACCCCAAAUACAGUCCAUUGCGGUACAUUGCGCACGCAGCGGCCAACAUGCAAGACAACGUGAUGAGUUUUGCCCAUCGGUUCCGCAAAGAGCAAGGGUACGACCUAUUUGCCACGUGUCGCGCCAUCCAGCACGCCAAGCUGGCCAGUCGACCUGUCCCGGCGCCGAUGCGACUCAAGCGGCCGGGGGUCCAGCCGCCAUCGAUCGCCCCGCCCCCCGCGGACCUCACAACGGCGGACGACUCCGUCCAGAUUGUCGACGUGUUUGUGGUGGGGGACCCCGUGUUUGUUGCGAAGCGGACGGGGCCAGGGAUGAACAAGCUUGGCGGCGCCGGACGCGUCCAACAAGUGUACGAAGAAGACGCCAGUGGAUCAGGGCUCAAGUACGACGUCAAGUACAUCUUGGGCGGGUUUGAAAAGGAGGUGGACGCUACUUAUGUCCGGCGACUGACCGAAGAUACGGUGCAAGCCAGCGUCAAGAUGCAUGCGACGUCGACAUUGACCAGUGCUCGAAAAGCGGCUCCAACUGCCGACGACCUGUUCGACGCGACGGUGUGGCCUCAUUUGUACCAAGCUGGCUGGGAGUAUCUGCCUCCACCGAUUGGUCUGUGGGUGGUAGAUCCACCUUCAACAACAUAUGGUGAUGACGUGGACGAUUCUGGUAAGACCAGAGACGAGUGGAAGGCCACGUGUCAGUGCUUUGAAUCGCGAGACGACGUCGUUGCGUUUGUCAAGCAAUCGCCAGAUUACGCUCGGCUUUGUUUUGGCCAACGAUUUGUCGAGAUGAACAUUGCCGACGGACUCGUACCCAAGCCGGUGCCCUGGACCCCCCAAGAGGAAAUGUACUACAUGAUGCUCGAAGACAAACCUCCAGCCAACCCCACGAACGCAAUACAGCCGCCGUCUGCGCUUCCAGUGUUUGAACUGGACGAGGAACUUUUAUGUGGAAUUGUGGACGACGUGGUGGCGGCCACGGAGGGAUGGUCGGUGGAUGCAUUGCGGCAAGAACUGGUCAAGUUCAACCAUAUUGUAUUGGCUCAUCGGUACGAGUAUGACCGAAGGGCCAUGGUUGAGGCGUUGCGAGCGCAUGUCGACCAACUUGCAUCGAACCAACCCGCUUAGGUUGGACAAGCCAACCAGAACGGUAGUCGUCGGACGUGAAUUCAAUUGAGUGUUGCUGUCUCAGCUUGUUUUGCUAGGUCGAACUACAGUAUAUAACGCCACAUGUAGAAGGGCAUACAAUAAUAAUCCUUUGGCAACUACGACCGUGUUUGUCGUGGAUCUUAAAAUAUAUACGUGAAUAAUAUAUUAAU
Aphanomyces astaci is the source of this 4526-nucleotide messenger RNA. RefSeq lists its product as hypothetical. Gene Ontology annotation, biological process: positive regulation of transcription by RNA polymerase II. Gene Ontology annotation, cellular component: nucleus. NCBI's taxonomy places the organism in Eukaryota, Oomycota, Saprolegniomycetes, Saprolegniales, Verrucalvaceae. The transcript is spliced from 15 exons. The record is from RefSeq and is a predicted model, not a curated record. Gene Ontology annotation, molecular function: chromatin binding; ATP binding; histone binding. The coding region runs from base 1 to 4335 and encodes 1444 amino acids.